This is a messenger RNA of Humulus lupulus (European hop), 1278 nucleotides long. RefSeq lists its product as uncharacterized. The record is from RefSeq and is a predicted model, not a curated record. The transcript has a single exon. NCBI's taxonomy places the organism in Eukaryota, Viridiplantae, Streptophyta, Magnoliopsida, Rosales, Cannabaceae. Bases 105 to 1112 code for a protein of 335 amino acids.
AACCCCAAAAUCAAAGGUCACAGCUGGUCUCUUCUCAUAUCGUUUAUUCUCUCCUCUCCCAUCUCAGUUCUCAGUUCUCAGUUGUCUGUUUCAUUGAUUCACAGAUGGAUAUUGAGCAAGAAGAGAUGCAAUUCCUUGGAGUGUUUGAUAUAUUCAAAGAAGCCUACAAAAUCAUCCUCACAUGUAGAAAAAUCUUUAGCCAAAUAACCCUUACCUUAAUCUUCCCUCUAAGCCUCUUGAUCUUAAUCCACAUACAAGUCUCCGACAUCCUUUUCCGUAACAUAAUCCAUAACGAGUUCGUUCUAGUGGACACCCAAGUCGGAACUACCAAGUACAACAGCCUCUCUCGCCACAUCUCCUCCGAAUGGACCUAUUUCUGGCUCUUCAAAGCCCUUUACUUCACUUUCCUCCUCAUCUUCUCUCUCCUCUCCACCUCCGCCGUCGUUUACACCGUCGCGUCCGUCUACACCGCCCGAGACUUGUCCUUCAAAAAGGUCAUCAGUGUCGUUCCCAGGGUUUGGAAACGCCUCAUGGUCACUUUCUUGUGGACCUUCCUGGCCUUCUUCGCCUACAACCUCGUCGCCUUCAUUAUUAUGAUUCUCGUUGCUGUCGUUUUGUUUGAAUUUUCUUACAACUGGGGGAUGGGGUUGCUUGUCGUUUUGGGGUUGUUGUAUGGUGUGGGGUUUGUAUACUUGAGCUUGAUUUGGCAGCUGGCCAGUGUCGUUUCGGUCUUGGAAGACGUUCGUGGGAUUCAAGCCAUGAAUAAAAGCAAGGCGUUGAUCAAGGGAAAGAUGUGGACAUCAAUUUUCUUAUUUGGGAUUCUUACCGUUCUCAGCUUCGUCUUCCAAUUCACGUUUCAGAAGCUCGUCGUUCACGGAUGGUCGUUCGGGAUGUUCGGUAGAGUAGCAUUCGGUGUCGUUUGCUUGUUGGUGUUCGUCAAGUUGAUGCUUCUGGGGCUUGUUAUACAGACCAUUCUUUACUUCGUUUGCAAAUCUUAUCACCACGAGAACAUCGACAAGUCAGCUCUUUCGAAUCACCUUGAGGUUUAUCUACUCGGAGAAUAUGUCCCUAUCAAGGCCAAGGAUGUUCAGCUUGAACAAUUUGAAGUUUGAUCAUCAUAUAAUAUCAAGUGAUCUUAAUCAGCUGGUAUAUUUACUUAGUUUUCUUUUGGAUUAUAUAUUUUAAUUACGUACUUGUUAUAUAUAAGAUAAUGAAUUUGUAAUUUUGUAUGCCGUCCACUACUUAUAUAAAUGGAAAAAAAAAUACAUUUUUUCUUAA